Saprolegnia diclina VS20 is the source of this 1379-nucleotide messenger RNA. RefSeq lists its product as hypothetical. The record is from RefSeq and is a predicted model, not a curated record. NCBI's taxonomy places the organism in Eukaryota, Oomycota, Saprolegniomycetes, Saprolegniales, Saprolegniaceae. Bases 16 to 798 code for a protein of 260 amino acids. Gene Ontology annotation, molecular function: protein binding. The transcript is spliced from 6 exons.
GAAAAUUUCAUUUCAAUGCCACCAAAAGCCGCGCGAGGGCAGGCCGAGACAGCGGCGCGGCAGGCGCGGGCCGCGGCCCAGAAGCACCUCGCCGCCACGGGCACGGGGCCGUCGCAGUAUGAGCUCGGCAACCAGCAUGGCGUGGGCAUGAGUCUCGAGCGCGGCGACAACACGCUCCAAGUGCUCGCGCAGCGCCGAGCCAAGGCUCAUCCCCUGCAUGAGUCCAGCCACGUGUCCCAUCAAGCAGCCGCCAGUGCCCCGCGAUCGACAACGGGCGCGAGCUCCAGUAGCACCAUCCAAGUCGCGUCGGAGGCCAGCGCUUCGAACGCGUUUGCGACGCCACGUGCAGAGGUUGGUGGCGCCUCGAAGAACCAACUGCCGACAGGAUGGUUGGAGGCCAAGGACGCAGCGACGGGCGACAUCUACUACUGGAACGAGACCACGAAGGAGACGUCGUGGACGAAACCCGGUGCUGCCGUUGAGGAGCCGCCUGUCGAAGAUCUCCCAGAUGGCUGGCAGCUCGUGACGGACCCGACAACCCAGUCGUCGUACUACUGGAACGUGCACACCCAAGAGACACAGUGGGAGAAGCCCGUCUCGCUCGCCCAAGCCAAGGCCGCCAAAUCCAAGCUCGACGCGCUCCUCAAGGGCAUCGGGAAGCGUCGCUUUGGCGACGACGACGGCGACGACGACGACGUGGCACCAAAGAAGGCAAAGCCCAGCGAGAACGACGACGACGCGACGCUUCACGCGUUUCUCGCCGACGUAGAAAGCACGGACGCAGUGACUCCUCCAUGAGCGUUGAUUCCAUGAGCGUUGGUGCAUAAAUGCCAGCAGUAAUGAGUCCGUGGCGGUGAUGCCGCUGCCAUCCAGCAACCGGACUGCGCUCGGCAUUACUACCCCGAUAUAAUUUUUCAAUCGCACCGCUCGCUCCCCUGUUACACGGCCCGACGCGUCCAGAGCGAGCGACGAUCUGCCGCGGAGGGCUCGGUGUUCACGCGAGCGCUGUGUGACGCACGCCAGUGCGAUCAGUCGUCGUGCGCGAUGCGCUGGGAUUCAGUCGGCGGACUUCAACCAAUUCGCCUUCUUUCUUGAUGGAUAUCAUUACGUAUGGCGCUGGCGACCUUCCCUUACUCGCAGCUGGAUCAUUGAAUUCGGAGGCCGUGCAGCUUCAACAUGUCCCAACACUUGACGCGUGCCGGACCUCGGGCGCCGUCCGUCGCUGCAUCUCAACAAGCAGAGCAAGGACGUCGGCCGAGUCAUGCAGAGACGCAGCGAAGGGACUGCGCUUCGCGUGUCGUCCAUCGCGAAGAAGAAGCCGAAGUGAUAUGGCCGCGGAAAAUGAUAUUUAAAUUAAUAUGAGAAAAAUGAUAUGUGUG